Passer domesticus (house sparrow) is the source of this 984-nucleotide messenger RNA. RefSeq names its product ecotropic viral integration site 2B (gene EVI2B). NCBI's taxonomy places the organism in Eukaryota, Metazoa, Chordata, Aves, Passeriformes, Passeridae. The coding region runs from base 157 to 984 and encodes 275 amino acids. Gene Ontology annotation, biological process: regulation of stem cell division; positive regulation of neutrophil differentiation. The record is from RefSeq and is a predicted model, not a curated record. The transcript is spliced from 2 exons.
UCUCUGUACAAACUUCUGCCUGAAAAGAGCCAUUUUACCCUGCCUGAUCCGAGCACACGCAGCCCUCCCGAGCCUUCAAACAACAAAGGCAGACGCUGCCUGCUUCAGGGAAGAUAAAUGUGCAGCAGAGGACCCUUGUAAAGAGGCCGGAGGGAAAUGGCCAGCAGCCAGGUCAUGCUGGUCCUCUUCUGUGGGGAAAUCUGGAGCUCCCUUUGUGCAGCAGCACCCCAGCACGCUGCCAGGACUGAAAGGCACACGUGCAGCACUGCCACGAGCCCCAGAGCAGACCACCAUCCUCUCUACCAACUGCAAGCAACUGUGCCCAGCCAGUCUGACAGAGCCCUGGCUGCCACAGAGCCCCAGGCCUUCCCAGGGCAGGAGGAAGCUGGGGAUGGCAGCUGGGUGGCAGCGCUGCUCCUUGGCAGCAUUUUGAUUGGCAUGACCCUGGCAAUUAUUGUCAUUCUCCUGUGGAAGUGCUGCAGCAGGCCCCCUCCGGCCCAGUCCCACUGGGCAGGCCGGUCCCCCUUCGUGGAUGGGGACACGUCAGAUCUCUUCAUGGACUCUGACCCCGGCACCAAGCGUUCUUCAGUCUUAUUUAUGCUGCCGUGGAGACUGAAACAAGGCACAAAGGUGCAGGAGGACCCGAGUGUCUCAGAGAACCCACCCCACCACACCAGCACUGCUGGGAACGGGCAGCCGCCUCCGCCGGCCACGGGCUGCUGCGGGGCUGGCUCAGCCCCUGCCCCAGAGCAGGAGCCAGCCAACACUGCAGCUGGCUCCUGUCCUCCCCCAGACACUCCUCCCGAGUGCUCCGACCUGCCACCACCCCCCGACUGGCUCCGGGAACCCGCUGAGGAGCCCAGCUCAGACCCCAGCAGGCACUCGGCACUUCCCUUGGGAGCAGAGGAAGCACAGCCCUCCCCACCUGAGCUACUGAUCCAGGAGACCCAUGAAACACUGCCCCAGCCACAACACCCUUUGUAG